Messenger RNA from Nerophis lumbriciformis (worm pipefish), 1962 nucleotides. Lineage: Eukaryota; Metazoa; Chordata; Actinopteri; Syngnathiformes; Syngnathidae. The record is from RefSeq and is a predicted model, not a curated record.
AUGGAGACCUGGACACCCAACCCUCGAGCGAAGCCAUUCAUACCACGCCAACAAAGAAGCUUGUAUCUCACUUAUAAAUAUACCCUGUUCAAUAAAAGGACCAUUCGGCGUUUCUGUCAGGUUGGUGCGGUACUGUUUCUACUAGUAACUGUCAUUGUCAAUAUUAAACUCAUUUUGGACACCAGAAGAGUUGCCAAUGAAGAAUCAGCAGUUCAAGAAUAUGAGGAUGCGAUGCCUAACAUGGAGACUCCUCGCAGACCGGCCAAUGGGCGCAAAGUUCUUGACAUUGAGGUGUACUCCAGCCGCUCUAAAGUCUAUGUGGCAGUCGAUGGCACCACUGUGUUGGAGGAUGAUAUGCGGGAGCAAGGUAGAGGCAUCCAUGUUAUUGUCCUAAAUCAGGCUACGGGUCAUGUGAUGGCCAAGAGAAUUUUUGAUACCUACUCACCCCACGAAGAUGAAGCCAUGAUACUCUUCCUUAAUAUGGUAACUCGAGGUCGAGUUCUUAUCUUUACCAUUAAGGAUGAGGGCACAUUUCAUCUAAAGGAUGCUGCCAAAAACUUGCUAAAAAGUCUUGGCAGCCAGGUGUCUCUUAAUCUCAGUUGGAGGGAUAUGUGGACUCUGGUGGUGAAGAAAGGAGGUCAAGUAUAUGGUGAAAAGCAUUCAAAAUCUCCUGCUCUUUCCACCUGGGGUGAUGCGGUUCUUCUCAAAACGGAAGUGCAGCUCACUGCAUCUGAAGAGGCAGAGUGCCACUGGGCCGACACGGAAUGGAAUCGGCGCAGGAAGCUCUUCUGCAGCAAAGUGGAAGGGUAUGGCAGUAUCUGCAGCUGCAAAGACCCAGCGCCCAUUGAAUUCAGCCCAGAACCUCUACCCAAUAAUAGCGUCUUCAAUGUCCCUGUUGCUGUCAUUGCAGGAAACAGACCUAAUUAUCUCUAUCGGAUGCUCAGGUCGCUUCUUUCUGCUCACGGUGUUAACCCAAAGAUGGUCACAGUCUUCAUUGAUGGAUAUUAUGAGGAGCCUAUGGAUGUGGUGGCGUUGUUUGGAUUGAAGGGAGUUCAGCAUACACCAAUUAGCAUCAAGAAUGCCAGAGUGUCCCAGCACUACAAAGCCAGUUUGACAGCAACAUUUAACCUUCACCCAGAGGCCAAAUUUGCGAUUGUGUUAGAGGAGGAUUUGGACAUCGCCAUUGACUUUUUCAGUUUUCUAAGUCAGACGGUUCAUCUGUUGGAUGAGGAUGACAGCCUUUAUUGCAUAUCAGCCUGGAAUGAUCUUGGUUAUGAACACACAGCAGAGGAUCCCGCCUUGCUCUACAGAGUGGAAAGUAUGCCUGGCCUGGGCUGGGUCCUGAAAAAGAGCCUCUACAAGGAUGAACUUGAGCCAAAAUGGCCAACACCUGAGAAGUUGUGGGAUUGGGACAUGUGGAUGCGAAUGCCAGAGCAAAGGAAGGGCAGAGAGUGUAUCAUACCUGAUGUAUCCCGCUCCUACCACUUUGGCAUCAUUGGCCUCAACAUGAAUGGAUAUUUUCAUGAAGUAUAUUUCAAGAAACACAAGUUCAACACAGUUCCUCACGUGCAGCUGAAGAAUGUUGACAGUUUAAGGAAGGAUAACUAUGAAGUGGAAAUCCAAAACCUGCUUCGUGAGGCGGAGCUGCUGGACCACACCAAGAACCCUUGUGAAGACUCGAUCCUGCCAGACUCUGAGGGGAAAGUGUAUGUCAUGUUCAUUAAGAUGGAGUCGGAGACGGACACAUCGACCUGGACUGAGCUUGCUAAGUGCCUCCAUGUUUGGGACCUGGAUGUUCGUGGAAAUCACAAAGGGCUUUGGCGACUGUUUAGAAAGAGGAAUCAUAUCCUGGUGGUGGCUGUACCAGUCUCCCCUUACUCUGUGAAGAAACCUGCCAAUGUCAAACCCAUCCAUUUGGAGCCUCCUCCAAAAGAAGAGGAUGCACCGGCAGAGCAGCUAUAA